AUGCAGGGCAAGGAGAGCCCCGUCGGGUCCAACACCCAGGAGACCCAUCAGUAUGUCGGCCCUUAUCGACUGGAGAAAACCUUGGGAAAAGGGCAAACCGGACUGGUCAAGCUUGGGGUCCAUUGCGUGUUGGGCAAGAAGGUGGCGAUCAAGAUCAUCAACAGGGAAAAGCUGUCGGAAUCGGUACUGAUGAAAGUGGAACGGGAGAUCGCGAUUAUGAAACUGAUCGACCAUCCUCACGUUCUCGGUCUUUCGGACGUAUACGAGAACAAGAAAUUCAGAUAUCUUGUCCUGGAACACGUCUCGGGCGGGGAGCUUUUCGACUAUUUAGUGAAAAAGGGUAGACUAACGCCGAAGGAAGCGAGGAGAUUUUUUCGACAAAUCAUUUCCGCGUUAGAUUUUUGCCAUAGUCAUAGUAUAUGUCAUAGAGAUUUGAAGCCUGAAAAUUUGUUAUUGGACGAGAAGAACAACAUUAAGAUCGCGGAUUUCGGGAUGGCGUCGUUGCAGCCAGCCGGUUCCAUGUUGGAAACCAGCUGCGGCUCUCCUCAUUACGCCUGCCCCGAAGUUAUCCGAGGAGAGAAAUACGACGGCAGGAAGGCGGACGUUUGGUCGUGCGGGGUGAUACUUUACGCGCUUCUGGUAGGCGCGUUGCCCUUCGACGACGAUAAUUUGAGAAAGUUGCUGGAGAAGGUGAAGCGUGGCGUGUUUUACAUUCCACACUUCGUGCCGCCCGAGUGCCAGAACCUGCUCAAGGGAAUGAUCGAAGUCGAUCCGGACAAAAGAUUGACGCUGGCGGAAAUAAACAGGCACGUGUGGGUGACAGCGGCGGGCAAGGGCGAGUUAGAGUUGGAGCUGUCGAUGAUGGACGUGGUCCAGACGCACGUUAUUCCGUGCGUGGAGGCGAUCGAUCCGGACGUGUUGCAGGCGAUCGCGAGUUUGGGCUGCUUCAAAGAACAGGACAAACUUAUUCAGGAGCUUCUCAGCCCGAACCACAACACGGAAAAAGUGAUAUAUUUCCUGCUGCUCGAGAGGAAACGAAGAAGACCGGCGUGCGAAGACGAGCUGGAGGUGAUGAGGGGAGGCAUCAGAGGAUCCUCGGGACAAUCGGAAGCGGAUCCGCCCAGGAAACGGGUAGACACCUGUCGAGUGAACGGCAGCACCGCCCUCAAUCUCGGGGAGAUCAGCCACGGUUCUCCUUUGACACCUCGAAGACAGUCGAGCGCGAGGCAUCACGCGCGUCGUUCGCCGAGCACCGGAUGCCACACGCACGCGUCGCAUUCGCACGCAUCGACUCCAGGCAGUUCGCCACUGCACGGCUCGAACGCGGUCGCGGGACUCUUGAGCCCUCACAGGGCUCCGCCGUCUUCGCACUUGGGACAAACCGGAAGCCCUCACAGGCUGUCCACGGUGACGACCACCGCGGGCAACGGAAACACCACUAGUCAUACACCACCCGCUGCCGCCCCUGUACCGGCCCUUCCCAACGUGGGCAUCGAAAUAAACGACGUUCAGCAAGUAGUAGCGGUCGGCGUUACACCGCCAGGAUCACCGCACACUGGAGCCGGUUCCGGCGCCCAUCACUGGAGAUCGAGAUUGACAACCAUCAAGAAUUCUUUCCUGGGCAGCCCACGGUUUCAUCGUCGCAAACUUCUAACGAGCACCGAAGAGGUACAUCUCACCCCGGACUCCUCCCCGGAACUCACGAAGAAAUCGUGGUUCGGUAGCCUGAUGACCACGGAGAAGGACGAAACGUUCACCGUUCUCGUUAAAGGCAAGGUAUUGGCCUGCGUGAAAGCCGACUUGAUCCACGCUUUUUUAUCGAUAGCGGAGCUGUCCCACAGCGUUAGCUCGCCCAUGUCGUUCCGAGUGGAAUACAAGAGGGGUGGCACCGCGCCGGCGAUGUUCCAGAGACAAGUCCGAUUUCAGGUUGACAUCAGUACCAUUUCGAAGCAACAGAACGAACCGUUGUUCGCCAUCACCUUUACUCUGCUCAGCGGAAACAUCCGUAGAUUCAGGCGAGUCUGCGAGCACAUUCAGUCUCAAGUCUGCUCGAGAAACGUGGGAAUAACCUUAGGGAGCCAGAGCAGAGCAGCGCCGCCGAGUCCCCGGGCAUCCCGAAAGUUCGCCAACGAGAUGAGCGAAAGUUCCAGUUGCGGUAGCGACACCAGCGAACGACUGUUCCUAAGCCCGCACCCAGCUACCAGACAGGUAGUCUGUUUUUUCUCAUUACCACACAUCGACUCCGACCUCGAAUCGGACACGUCCGUGUUCGACGUAAAAUCGCCGACCCGCGAGAACGGGCGCAGGAGUUCCACGUCGACGAACAACAACAACCCGUUGCCGGGCGACUCGACGCCGACCCCCGGGAGCCCGACGAAGGCGGUGCGCAGCAACUCGGAGAGCCAGAACACGCCGGAGAAGAAGUGCGUGACCACGAUGAGCGGCAACAGCAUAGCGUGA
Dufourea novaeangliae is the source of this 2460-nucleotide messenger RNA. It is a transcript of the gene sff, whose product is annotated as serine/threonine-protein kinase BRSK2. The record is from RefSeq and is a predicted model, not a curated record. NCBI's taxonomy places the organism in Eukaryota, Metazoa, Arthropoda, Insecta, Hymenoptera, Halictidae. Bases 1 to 2460 code for a protein of 819 amino acids. Gene Ontology annotation, biological process: microtubule cytoskeleton organization; intracellular signal transduction; protein phosphorylation. Gene Ontology annotation, cellular component: cytoplasm. Gene Ontology annotation, molecular function: protein serine/threonine kinase activity; tau-protein kinase activity; ATP binding. The transcript is spliced from 13 exons.